AAUAACAAACAUAGUGGUAGACUUGUAGUUGGCAUAGUAGUUGGCAUAAUAGUUGGUAUAGUAGUUGGUAUAGUAGUUAGAAUAGUAGUUGGCAUAGUAGUUAGCACAGUAGUUGGCAUAGUAGUUGGCAUAGUAGUUGGCAUAGUAGUUG
Cetraspora pellucida is the source of this 151-nucleotide messenger RNA. Lineage: Eukaryota; Fungi; Glomeromycota; Glomeromycetes; Diversisporales; Gigasporaceae. The record is from the annotation of a GenBank genome assembly.